This is a messenger RNA of Sphenostylis stenocarpa, 2232 nucleotides long. Lineage: Eukaryota; Viridiplantae; Streptophyta; Magnoliopsida; Fabales; Fabaceae. The record is from the annotation of a GenBank genome assembly.
AUGGACGCCUACUCCUCUGGAGAAGAAGUGGUUAUUAAGACAAGAAAACCAUAUACCAUCACAAAGCAGAGAGAACGAUGGACAGAGGAGGAACAUAAUAGAUUUCUAGAAGCCUUAAAGCUAUACGGGCGAGCAUGGCAGCGCAUAGAAGAGCAUAUAGGAACAAAGACUGCUGUGCAAAUCAGAAGUCACGCUCAGAAAUUCUUUUCAAAGUUGGAGAAAGAGGCCUUUGUAAAGGGUGUUCCAAUUGGACAAGCUCUUGAUAUAGACAUCCCCCCUCCAAGACCAAAAAGAAAACCAAGCAAUCCUUAUCCCCGGAAGACCAAUGCGGGUCUUUCAACAUUACACAGUGGAGCAAAGAAUGGAAAGUCUCUGCUUUCAAUUGCAUCUUCACAUGGUAAACAAGCACUGGACUUGGAGAAAGAACCACUUCCAGAGAAGCAUGAUGUCGACCUAAUGCCAUCAAGUGUAGAAGAAAAUAAGGACGAAAGCAGCUCAAAAGUAUUUACCAUUCUCCAGGAGGCACCUUCUUCAUCUGUAUCACUGCCGCUGAGAAAUUCAUGUGCCUUAAGAGAGUUUAUACCUUCAAUAAAAGAGGUAAUAACUCUUGAUGAAACAAAUGAAUCUUUUAUCACUGAUGAGCUUGAAAAUCAGAAGUUGGAGUUAGAUGAUGGAAAGCACACACAAAAGAGUAAUGGCGCAUGUAAAGUCUCUAAGUUGGAGAAUGCUGGUUCUUUGAAAUUGGUUCAAACUGAGAAAACAGAUAGUCCUCAUUGUACAUUAACAAUAGAUGGUAUGCAAGGAAAUCAGAAUUACCCAAGACAUGUCCCUGUGCACAUUGUUGAUGAGAACUUUGGAACUAGUAAUCAAAAUCCAUCCCCAGAUAUGGUGGUUCAAGACUGCAUAUUUCAGCCAAUUGGAGGGAUUAAUGGGCAACCUAAGAUUGUCACCACUUCUACUGCAUCAGACAUAAGUGAAAGUCAAAAUAACACAGCACGGUCCUCUAUUCAUCAAUCAUUUCUUCCUUGUCCUCCCUUCACACAACAUAAUCAGGAUGAUUACCAUUCAUUUCUUCACAUGUCCUCCACAUUUUCAAGUCUUAUUGUCUCUACCUUGCUACAAAACCCUGCUGCCCAUGCUGCAGCAAGUUUUGCUGCUACAUUUUGGCCCUAUGCAAAUGCAGAAACUUCCUCAGAUUCUCCCGUGUGCAUUCCAGGUUUUCCAUCUGGACAAAUUGGCUCUCCUCAAAGUGUGUCAGCUAUUGCAGUUGCUACAGUAGCCGCCGCAACUGCAUGGUGGGCUGCUCAUGGACUUCUUCCUUUGUGUACUCCACUUCAUACGGCCUUUGCUUGUCCUCCAGCAUCAGCAACUGCAGCUCCAUGCAUGACUAUGGGUGAAUUACCAGAAAAAAGCCAACAAGAGAUUAAGCUACAAAAGCCUACUCUGCAAGAUCAGAUACUGGAUCCUGAACAAUCAGAAGUUCUGCAAGCUCAACACUCAGCUUCGAAGUCACCAGCUGUUUCUUCAUCCGAAUCUGAGGAGAAGGGAGACACCAAUGUAAAUACUACAUCAAAGGCUACUAAUCAUGAGAUGAACCAAGCAAUUUCCGAGAAUCCAGAUUCGGACAAAAUAAAAGGCAGAAAACCAGUAGACCGCUCGUCGUGUGGUUCUAACACAGCCUCAAGCAGUGAAGAGACUGAAAUACUAGAGAAGGAUGAGAAAGACAAGGAAGAGCCCAACACACCUGAUGCAAACCUUUUAGGUACUGAGCCUAAUAAUCGUCGCAGUAGAAGCAUUAGCUACCUUACUGAUUCUUGGAAGGAGGUAUCUGAAGAGGGGCGGCUUGCUUUUCAGGCUCUAUUCUCCAGAGAGGUGUUGCCACAAAGCUUUUCACCUCCUCCUCAUUUGAUAAAUGCAGAUAAUCAGAUAGACAGCAUCAAGGAUAAAAAGCAAAACACAGACUUCAAAGAUGAAGACCUUGAAACCAAAAACUGCAGUCCUAAUUUUGAUGGGGUGCCGAAAAUUCUGCCAUUUGUCAAAGAUAAUCGUGAGGGGGAGGGAUUGCUAACCAUAGGUCUUGGACAAGGAAAGCUGAAGACACGUCGGACAGGGUUUAAACCUUACAAAAGAUGUUCAGUAGAGGCCAAUGAAAACAUGAUCGGAACGGCCUGCAACCAAGGUGAAGAGAAAGGUCCUAAGAGAAUACGCUUGAAUGAGGAAGCUUCAACUUGA